AUGAACUUCCUGCGUCUCCCGAGCAUGCUCACUGCAAUCAUCCUUUCCCUGUGGGAGACGUCCGGCUGCGGGGCAAUGACGCUGAACUCUGUGGCGCUCCUUCAGGUGUCAGGAAGAACACGAGGAGGAGGAGCGGGUGUCUACUCCACCCAGAGCAGGAGGAGGAGAAGCUGGGUGUGGAACCAGUUCUUCGUCCUGGAGGAGUACACGGGAGACGAGCCGCUCUACAUCGGAAAGCUCCACUCUGACCUGGAUAAAGGUGACGGACAGGUGAGGUACGUCCUGAGCGGCGAAGGAGCAAUGUCCAUCUUCUCCAUUGAUGAGGACACCGGAGACAUACACACCACCAAAAGCUUGGAUCGGGAACAGCAGGCGUACUACACACUGAGAGCUCAGGCUCGAGACCGAAACACCAACCUGCCGCUCGAACCCGAGUCCCAGUUCAUCAUCAAGGUCCAGGACAUCAACGACAACGAGCCCAAGUUCCUGGAUGGACCGUACGUGGCCCGGGUGGCUGAGAGGUCCCCUGCAGGUACGUCUGUGUUGACCGUGGUGGCGACAGACGCCGAUGAUCCAACCUAUGGAAACUCCGCCCACCUGGUUUACAGCAUCCUGCAGGGGCAGCCAUAUUUCUCUGUGGAGCCAAAGUCAGGUGUGGUGCGUACAGCCCUGCCCGACAUGGACCGGGAGCUGCGGGAUCAUUAUCUGCUGGUCAUCCAGGCCAAAGACAUGAUUGGUCAGAUGGGAGGUCUGUCAGGAACCACAACGGUCACUGUGAUGCUGACUGAUGUCAACGACAACCCACCUCGCUUCCCCCGCAAGAGUUACCAGUUCAGCGUCCCAGAAUCCACACUGGUGUCAGCGGUGGUCGCGAAGAUCAAAGCUCUGGAUGCGGACGCGGGUCCAAACGCUGAGAUGGACUACAGGAUCCUGGACGGGGAUGGACUGGGAACCUUCCGGAUGCUCACGGACCCCCACACACAGGAAGGACUGGUCAUCCUGAUCAAGACUCUGGACUUUGAGACCAAGACCAGCUACACUUUACGCGUCGAGGCAUCCAAUCGCUACAUGGACACCCGCUUUCUGUCAGCCGGGCCGUUCAGCGACGUGGCGACAGUUCGGCUGCAGGUGGAGGACGUGAACGAGCCUCCGUAUUUUUCCCCCCGCGUCAGCCAGAUGGCGGUUUCAGAGGCAGCGCCGGUGGGAACUGAGGUGGGAUCGGUUUCAGCUCACGACCCCGACGCCUCAAAUUGUCCCAUCAGGUACGCCAUCGACAGGAAGUCGGACGUGGAGAACUACUUUGACAUUGACAGACAAUCAGGCGUGAUCCGGACGAGCAGACGUCUGGACAGAGAGCUGAGCGCUCUGCACAACAUCACUGUGCUCGCCACAGAGAGCUGUAAGUCACAUGACAUCCUGGAUCACUCUCAGGUGGGCAAAGCCGUGGUUCUGGUCUCUGUGACAGACGUCAAUGACAACGCUCCGAGCUUUCCUGUCGAGUACCAGACAUUCAUCUGUGAGGACGCCCAGCCGGGACAGAUCAUUGUGACGCUGAGCGCCGUGGAUUUGGAUGAAGCCAAGAAUGGACAUCACUUCCUGUUUUCUUUGGCUGCCAAGGAAGAUGAAAACUUCCACAUCCAGGGUGUCGCUAUGGUAACAGGGGCCAUCAGACGCAGAAGGAAGGAGCCUCUGAUUGUUGACGAUGAGCGAGAUGUUCGUGAGAAUAUUGUUUGUUAUGACGAUGAGGGCGGUGGCGAGGAGGACACCGAGGCCUUCGACAUGUUCACGCUGAGACACCUGAACGAGACCAAGCGGAGCUACCGUGCCACCGCCGCUGAGCCCCCGCCAUCCAGGGAAGACAAACACCAACUGUUCCAGGAGUUCAUCAUGGACCGCCUCCGGGAGGCCAGCCUGGACAUGACGGCGCCACCCUUUGACUCUGUGCAGACGUACGCUUUGGAGGGCAGCGGGUCGGCUGCUGUGUCGCUGAGCUCGUUUAGCUCGUUAACCUCGCUGGAGUCGGAGCAGAGCUACCACUUCCUGAGCGAGUGGGGGCCAAAGUUUCGGAAGCUUGCAGAACUCUACAAAGACCGCGAGGGAGGUGGUGCCUCAUAG
Messenger RNA from Neolamprologus brichardi, 2115 nucleotides. The record is from RefSeq and is a predicted model, not a curated record. NCBI's taxonomy places the organism in Eukaryota, Metazoa, Chordata, Actinopteri, Cichliformes, Cichlidae.